This is a messenger RNA of Owenia fusiformis, 2649 nucleotides long. NCBI's taxonomy places the organism in Eukaryota, Metazoa, Annelida, Polychaeta, Sabellida, Oweniidae. The record is from the annotation of a GenBank genome assembly.
GGAUAGUGUUAUUUCAGCCUUAUUUUAAGUGGUCAGUUUAAGUUUAGCUUAGUUUACAUUUAUUAAACACUAUGUCAAAACAGACUAGGCCUACAGUAUGCCAGAUAGCAUGAUCACCUCAUUGGGCCCAGGGGCCCCCUGAAGUGAAGGUUGGUGCCAGAAAUUCACUCAAUUGUCAUCCAUGGCUCACUCAUUGAUGUUGUCUGCAUGCAUAGUUGAAGUUAUGGGCUUUAACUCCAGGGCUGCUGCUGACACAGAUUUACACAAUAUAAAGUGAAGAAUAUAGUAAAAUACUUAAUAAGCUGGUGCAUAUCGAUGGAUAUUAAGAAACAUUUCUGUCAAAGUAAAAUGGAUAUAUUGAAAUUUUAUGCUAUUAAACCUGUUAGGUGGCUGAAAAAGAGGAAAGUUACUGUGAUUUUCGUAGCUGCAUGCUACAUGUUCAUCGUGCUGACAAUAACCCCUGAGCAAAAUCUGAGGACAGAGAAAUUAAUAGAUAUCCUGAAAGUACCUGUGAAUCACAAUAGAGUUAGGUCUAUGGAUAUAUUAACUGCUAAACAUACACUGGUUCCUAAUGACAAUUAUGAAAUCACAUCUAAUGUGAAACAUUUUGAAUAUAUUCAACUAAAUAUAACUUUAUCAUCAAGUUAUAUAGUUGACAAUAGUGAUGUGUCUUUAUCAAAAGGUUGGUGGUUGGUUAGGGAGGAACACUGGUACUCGAAACAUAAGAAUACCUUUACGGUACCUUGUAUAAGUGACCUACGUGCAAUAUACCAAUACAUACCCAUACGGGAAUCUGCACCUUUAAAAGGAGUGUAUUUUUCAGUGAAAAGCUCAAGUAAAAAGCUACUAGAGAGGAACACUACAGUCUUUCAUUAUAGCGCCAUGGCACUGUUAAAAUUUGCAAAUGGUUCAAACUAUACCAUUCAGUUGCAGUUUUCACCUAAAGGUGGUACACAGCAUCAGAGUGAUACCUACAUGCUGCCUAAAGAUGGUGCUGCUCUCUCAAGCAUUACGCUAUCUCUUGGGUGUUCUGGAUAUAAUGGAAAAGUCUCAUUUACGGAUGUAAAAAUUUCACCAAUUGUUGAUAACAUUACAAUGCCACUUGAUCUUAAAAGUGAGAACUUCAUCGUUGAAUGUCCAGAAAAAACAGCUAUUGUUUCAAAAACUAUGAAAUUUAGAAUCACAAAUUUUACAUUAAAUCCUCAAAACAUAAGCUCCGUGGAAACCAUCACACUUGUAACCCAAGCAACUAUUGACCGACUGGACAUGAUGCUUGAUAUCCUACCUUUCUGGAAUGGUCCGGUUUCCAUAGCAAUCUACAUCUCUGCAGUUUACAUUCACUCUGAUAUGCAAGAACGUGGUGUCAAUUUCGACGAGCAUAUCAAACAAAAAUUUAGAAAUGUCAAACAUAGAUGUGAAAUCACAAUUCUGUAUGGAGCAUACUUGAACGAAAAGUAUCCGAUAAAUACAUUGAGGAAUUAUGCAAUUCAAAGUGUCCAAUCCGAGUUUAUGCUACUAUCAGACGCUGACUUUUUGCCAUCAAUUGACUUUCAAAUAAAUGCCACAGCUGUGAUAAAACAACAUCUUCAAAGUGAUACUUGGAGACCUUAUAUUAACAAAACUGCCUUUGUUGCUCCUGCCUUUGCAUAUUUAAAGAAUCCUUUUAAAAAUCCUGACUUUCCAAAAUCAAAAUCAAAAGUGCGACAACUUUACAGAGAAGGCAGUAUCGAAACUUUUAAUGGCCAAACUUCAGAUAAUCAAAGAUCAACAGAAUAUAUUAAAUGGUUUUAUACAAAUUAUUCAUAUGAGGUUCAGAAAUACCAAGUUAAAUAUGAACCUUAUGUUGUAAUAAGAAAGCAUAGUGAAAUUCCCUUGUUUAAUGAAAACUUUGUGGCAUACGGCAUGAAUAAAGUUAGCUAUUUUAUGGAGUUAAAAGCUGCUGGCUACAGAUUUAAAGUUCUCCCAGAUUGUUGGGUCUCACAUAUACCUCAUAACCGGACAAGUGACUCAAAGGAGUUCAUUCGUAACCCAAUGGCUAGAUUAGAUAAUAGACUUCAGAGAUAUGAGUUCAUGGCAGAGUACACAAGAAAAUAUAAGCUUGGAGGAUGCACAGAACUUGAACCUACACAUUCGUAUGUUAAGAAACAGUCUAAUAACAGAAAGAAACACUCUCGUGAUAUAAAAAGAAAUGUUAAGAAACAUUCUCAUAAUUCAUAGAAACAGGCCUGUCAACUUGGGAACACCUAACAUGAGUGACUUGGAAAUGUUGAACACCUCCCCUCAAAAUGUGGACACCUUGGUCCAAAUCUGGACACCUUGAUUCAAAUUUUGAACACCUUGGUUUAAAUUUUAUUACAUCUUGCCAAAUUUUGAACACCUCAAAUUUUUCGCGCUCGCUACGCUCGGGGUUCAUACAUGCGUCAACGGGGGGGGGGGGGGGGGGGGGGGGGGGGGGGGGGGGGGGGGGAGGGGGGGGGGGGGGGGGUAGGUACGAAAAAUUUCGAACGGAAUGCGUGACAUAUACGUAAUUCGCGUGAAAAGUCCGAACGAAAUGCGUACAUUUUUUUCCGGCGUUCGUAUUUUUGCUGUGUAGACGAUCUUUUUUAGAAAUUUUUCUACAGAAUUAUUUUUGCUUGACAAUUACCAGGU